AUGAACUUCGACUAUGACUUUCUGCAGUCGCAGCAGAGUCUUCAUAUGAAGAAGGAGCAUCAUUCACAGCAGCAUCAGAACCAGCAGUCGUCGGCCCAACCGCACCAUCCCCACCAAGGAUCACAGUACGAUGUCAACUACCUGGACAUUGGCUACAACGAGCUGGAGCCUCCGUCUACCCCCCAGAUGAUGCCUACACAGACCAACAAUGUGAGUCCCGACACCCUGGCGCGGUUCUCGCGACUGCUCAACUUCUCCUCCACCACCCCCAGUCCCACCAAGCCGCUCAAUGACCCCUCACAAUCGGACAUUUUCCUCCAGCAGCCCCCCACCAUGUCGCUGAUGGGAGCCAUGUCUCCGCCUCACUCGUCCCACCCUCCGGCUGCCGAGUUUGGCCAUGCUCACUCGUCCCAUCUUCAGCAGAACCCCUUCCUGAACCCUCCCCAGCUCAACUACGAUGCCGACGCUCUGGCCUACCUGUCUCCCGAGCCAGGCUUCACUUCUCCUGAAAUGGACAACUGGAACAACUACGAGUCUCCCCAUGACCACUCCUCUCCCGAGGGACCCCUUGGAGAACCCUUUGACGAGUACGGACUCGGAAUCUCGUGGCUGCCCGUCGUCACCAUCCCCGAAAACACAGAAACAGAGCAGAUCAUCGAACAGCAAAAGGUCUCCAACCAGCCUCAGCCUCGAAAGUCCGGCCUACCCCCCGGAAAACUCGAGUCGUUCAUUCAUGGGCCCUGCGAAGACGGCAAGUUUCUGUGUCUGUACCCGGGCUGUGGCAAGAAGUUUGGACGACGAUACAACCUCUGUUCGCACAUCCAGACCCACCUUGCAGACAGACCGUACUCGUGCUCGUCCUGUGAAGCCUCCUUCGUCAGACAGCACGAUCUCAAGAGACACGAGCGCACCCACGCCGUAGUCAAGCCCCACAUUUGUCCCUGCGGAAAGGGCUUCAAUCGACCAGACGCCCUCAACCGACACAGAGCCCGACAGAUCUGCUCUGGAGGCAUCGAGGUACCUGGCCAACCCAAGCCAUCGCCAGGCAAAAAGGGCCGACCCCGAAAGGUCGAACAACCGAUCCAGAUGGAACACUAUGAUUAUGCACACACCUCUCCCGACUUUUCGUCUCCAGAGUACCACUCUUCACCGGACUUCGAAGGACAUUAG
Molecule: messenger RNA, 1170 nt
Organism: Yarrowia lipolytica CLIB122
Lineage: Eukaryota; Fungi; Ascomycota; Dipodascomycetes; Dipodascales
Source: RefSeq, a predicted model, not a curated record